AUGACUUCUCUCCAGCACCUUGAUCUUGCAUCAAACCUUUUCAACUCUUCAAUACCAAGGUCAUUUGAUAACUUGAGAAGUCUUAUCGAUCUCAAUUUAGAAGAAAAUCUUUUGCAAAGCAUUGAAGGAGGUUUGUUCACUUUCCUGAUGAACAAACCAUUCCUUGAGUCACUAUCUUUGAAUUAUAAUGAACUUCGUGAGGAGAUAUUUUCAGUUGAGGCAAAUUCUUCGGGGCUUACCGGGAAAAACUUAGAGCGAUUGGAGAUAAGUAAUAAUUUUCUUCAGGAAGCUUUGCCAGAUUGGUUGGUGCAAUUGAAAAACCUGAAAAUACUUGACUUAUCAAAUAAUCAAUUACAUGGAACCAUCCCGUCAUCAUAUGGUUGGCUAUGCUUGGAAGAACUUGUUCUUUCUAAUAAUCAGUUGACCGGGAAUAUUUCAGAGGCAUUAGGAAGAUCGCAAGUCUUAUCAACUUUAGAUCUCAGUAAUAAUCUUCUAAAUGGCACCAUUCCUCAUAGUCUAGGGCAACUUCAAGAUCUUUACCAUGUAGAUCUUUCAGCAAAUUCCUUGAGAGGAAUACUUUCUGAAAUCCACUUCUCCAACCUCUCGAAGCUAUCGUACUUAGAUAUUAGCAACAACAAUAUAGCUUUUGAGGUGCAUUCCGACUGGAUACCGCCCUUCAAUUUGUUGUACAUUCGGAUGGUGUCUUGCAAGUUUGGAACAGAAUUUCCGCGAUGGAUAAGAUCACAAGUCGAGGCAACAGAGAUACUUUUGUCCAAUGCCUCCAUCACCGGAGCUCUCCCAAAUUGGCUAGGUCUCAUGUCGUUCUCCUACUUGAAUCUCUCUUACAACCAAAUAAAUGGAUCUAUGCCGAAAUUUUCUUCUAAUUUGUACUCAUUAGAUCUCUCUCACAACUCAAUCUCAGGACCUAUUCCACAUGAUAUUGGCCGGGCGAUGCCUAAUUUGAAUUCCUUGUAUCUGAAUGAUAAUCUCUUUAGUGGUCCAAUGCCAACCUCAUUCUGCGAGAUAGGAUUGGAAGUGUUGCACCUUGGAAGGAAUGAAUUAGUAGGCAAAAUCCCUGCAUGUUGGCAGGAUAAUCCUAUGAUUCUCCUUGAUUUAUCAUCCAACAAAUUGUCUGGAGUCAUACCAAGUUCUUUGGGAAAUUCAAUUGGGCUUCGGUCAGUACACUUGAAUAACAACGGUCUCCAUGGAGAAAUUCCAGCAACUAUGAACAAUUGCAAGAACUUGGUGAUUUUGGAUGUUGGCGAGAACAAAAUCUCUGGAAGUGUUCCACAUUGGUUUGGACCAAGCUUUCAAUUUCUACAGAUUCUUCGACUGCGAGAAAACAUGUUCAAUGGUAGUAUUCCUUCACAGCUAUGCUCACUCUCUGCAUUGCAAAUAAUGGACCUAGCAGUGAAUAAUUUGACAGGAAAGAUUCCAAAUUGUCUUGGCUAUGUGAAAAGUAUGAAACUGCAAAAAAGCACAUAUGAAGGAAACUCGCUCUCCCCUGCUUCUAAGCCUGCACCUUUGGAGAAUCCUACUGCCAUCCCUCCGACAAAUUGGAAUCAAAUGCAUGUGGAACAGGUCGUGAAGGGGAUAGACCUUGACUACACAACACUUGAUCUACAGCUUAUGGUCAAUUUGGAUCUCUCGAGUAAUAGAUUGAUUGGGCCGAUCCCUAAAGAGCUUACCUUGCUCUCCAAAUUGCGAGGCUUGAACUUAUCCCGCAACUUCCUUUCUGGAGGCAUCCCUACUAUGAUUGGAGACAUGGAAUCGCUUGAGUCACUUGAUCUUUCGAAUAAUCACCUUUCAGGAACAAUCCCACAAAGCUUUUCUGCGUUUACAUCAUUGAGCAAACUAAACUUGUCACACAACAAUUUCACGGGGCCAAUUCCCAAAGGAAAUCAAAUCCAGACCCUUGAUGAUCCUUCCAUUUAUGUUGACAAUCCUCUACUUUGUGGCGAUCCUCUACAAAAGAAAUGCCUAGGUGUGGAGGCCCCUCAAGCACCAAAAGAAGAUACCGAUGAAGAAGGUAAGCUUGAAAAGGUGAUGUUCUGCGUAGUCAUAAUGCUUGGGCUUGCGAUUGGGUUUUGGGGAGUUAUUGGAGUUCUGGUGUACAAGAAGAAUUGGAGACACAUGUACUUUGACUAUGUGGAUCGUAAAAUAGACAUGAUCUACGUGAUCAUUGUAGUGAAGGCAUCCAAGUUGAAGAGGAAAUUGAGAAGAGCAUAA
Molecule: messenger RNA, 2229 nt
Organism: Eucalyptus grandis
Lineage: Eukaryota; Viridiplantae; Streptophyta; Magnoliopsida; Myrtales; Myrtaceae
Product: receptor-like protein EIX2
Exons: 1
Coding region: 1-2229 (742 amino acids)
Molecular function (GO): protein binding
Source: RefSeq, a predicted model, not a curated record